Molecule: messenger RNA, 6597 nt
Organism: Procambarus clarkii (red swamp crayfish)
Lineage: Eukaryota; Metazoa; Arthropoda; Malacostraca; Decapoda; Cambaridae
Product: protein eyes shut homolog
Molecular function (GO): calcium ion binding
Source: RefSeq, a predicted model, not a curated record
UUCACGACGAAGGCCCUGCAGCAGGUGGGCCUCCUGGCCUACCUGGGCAACGAGGUGAGGAGUGCCAGGCAGGACUUCCUGGCACUCAGUCUCGUCCGUGGUCACCUGAUGCUCACCUGGGACCUCGGUGCUGGCCCACGAAGAAUAAUGACGUCAGAGGCACUGGACGCUACGUUGCACACGCACUCUGCGCUGAUUGGUCGCCGUGGGCGGGGGGCGUGGCUUGUGGUGGACACACAGAAGAAUAUAUCUGCAGAUUCCCAGGGCUAUUUGUCCUCCCUCAACACCAACUCUAUGCUCUAUAUCGGAGGCCACCCGUCCUGGAACAUGACCCACCUGCCGGCCGACAUGUGGCGCCACCAGGGCUUCCGCGGCUGCGUCUUCGACCUGCGUGUGGCCGGCACCCUGGAGGGGCCCUGGACCGCCCUCAGGAUAGCCGGAGGGGCUAACGUGAAGGAGUGUGGUCAGGACGAGUGCCACCGGGACUCCUGCGCCAACGGUGGCACCUGCGUCGGCCUCGGUGCUACCAUCAGGUGUGAGUGUCCCGUCGGGUGGAAGGGCCCGCGGUGUGAGGCUGCCAGCCACGUGUGUGAGGGGGGCGGGAGGUGCGCCCCCGGAGCCUCGUGCCUGGGAGGGGGGUCGUCGGGAGCGCCCCUCACCUGCUUGUGUCAGCUGGGCAGGACUGGACCUCGCUGUGAGAAAGGCGUCAACAUCACAGACCCGCAUUUCUCGGGCGACGGGUCCUUCCUCAGCCUCCGUGCCAAGAACCUCCGACGGGAGUCUGAGGUGGUCAUGUCCUUCAGACCCACGCGUCUCGAUGGCCUCCUGCUGCUGGUGCUGCCGAGGAGACCCCCGGGAGACUUCAUGGCCCUGGCGCUCGUCAACGGCACCCUGCAGUUUACUUAUCAUCUGGGGUGGCGCGCGCCGGGGCUGGUGGUGGUGCGGUCUGAGGGCGAGGUGAGGCUGCAGGAGUGGCAGACGGUGCAGGUGUGGCGACGGGGCGGGGACGGGGCCCUCACCUUCAGGGGAACCACCACCAGGGCCGCCUCCCCCUCCCCCACCACACUUCUCGACGUACACUCAGAACUCUUCCUCGGUGGCGCGCCCGACCUGGCAGUGGUCCCGCCAGCCGUGGCGCCUCCUGAUAGUCGUGUUGCCUUCCGUGGCUGUGUCAGGCAGGUGGUGAUCAAUGGGGUGGAGCAGGACCUGCGGGUGCCUGGCGGAGGGGUGGUGCGCGGGGCGGGGAUCACUGACUGCGACGGGACGGCCUGCGGCAGCCAGGUGUGCCUCAACGGGGGCACCUGUACUCCUGUCGGCGACACCUUCGUCUGCACCUGCCCACAGGAGUAUACAGGAGCGAGGUGUCAGCUGGCACGGGCCUGUCUCGACCAUCUGUGUGUCAACGGAGGAAGGUGCGUGCCCUCGUACGUCUCUGACAGCGGCAAGAAGCGUCGUCACACACUCCUGCAGGUGGAGGGACCACCUCGAGGAAACACUGGAGAGGUGCAAGUGGACGGGAUCAAGCGGGAGGAACCCGUCAGACGAAGAGGGAACCUCAUCAGGGACGGUCAAAGUACCAUGCACAAGGAAAAGUACAGCGUGGGGAAAGGAAAUGUGUUCAGGGAAACGCAUCUUAUUUUGGAAGAUGGAGACGGGGCUUCGAACAUGAACAGUGAUGGCGAUCUGGAGAAGCGUAUCAGAAGGGAAGGGGGCAUCUUCAAGCGCGUGGAUGGGAAAGAAGACGUAGCCAUGGGCAAGAAUGAAGACAUGAAGAAGAGAGAGACUGAGGACGUGAACACUGCCUACAGCCCAUAUAACUGCCUCUGUCCUCUUGGCUACUUCGGUGUUCACUGCGAAGCAGGCGGGGAGGUGGUCUCAGCCAGGUUCUCUGGGAGGAGCUUCGCCGUGGUCCCUGAGGGCCCCUUCGGCAGCCCCGCGCCGGACACAGACUCCCUGGCUCUCAACUUCUCCACCAGCGCCACACACGGCCUCCUCCUGUGGCGAGGACAGGUGGAUGUCCCCGGAGAGGAUUUCCUAGGUGUGGGUGUGUCAGGCGGGCGGGUGAAGGUGGUGUGGCACCUAGGGGGAGGAACCCUUGGCCACCUCACUACGUCAGGCAGCGUGAGGGACGGGGCGUGGCACAGUCUGCUGGUGUCGAGGACGGGCGCCGUCGUCACCGUCUUCCUCAAUGGCCGCCCAACCAAGGCCGCUGCCUCUGGCACUUACACACAAAUCAAUGACGCACAGGGACUCUUUGUUGGUGGAUUCCCUAACGACGUGUCAGUGGCCUUUGGGACAGAGGGACACUUCCAGGGGGCCUUCGUCGGAUGCAUACGAGACCUCAUCGUGCAUCAAGCCUCGACCCCCAUCAAGUUCUCCACACUUCAACAAGGCCAGGAUCUCCAGCCUUGCUCGUGAAGAUGGCGGAAAAUAUAUCCUGCUUGUUCCUGAGAUGUUGGUGAAGACUCUAGCAAUGAAUGUAUUCAGUGUUGCAAAAGCAGUUAUGUGUUAUAAUAAUGUUGUUUAGAGGUUAAAAACGACGAGAACAUGAAGUCUUGGAAAAUGAUCAAGAACGUACGUUUUAAUACGUAAGAGAUAACAUACAUAUACUGUACCUGUUAAUACUGUGAAGACAAUUUUCAGAGUACUUUACGAUGCUGUGAAAGACACUCAGUGUACCUGACAAUGCUGUGAAACAAACUUGCAGUAUUCAUUACUCUGCUGUAGACGAAAUUAUUCUUGCAUAUAAAGUACCAAAAAAGAUUCCAGUAUAUUUGUUACUGUACCGAUGAAAAAAAGACUGCAACAAGCGACAAUUCUCCUUAUUAAAUCGAUAAAGUUGACCAUUAUCUGAAAGAGCGUCACAAUGACUAUUUCAGCCCUGAGGAAGAAAUGAGCUGUUUAUAUUGCGAUAGCGUUCAUCAAUGAUCCGGAAACACUUAGCUCCUCUACGUACGAUCGCGGGGAAUCUUCCCGUAGUUUACAAUGCUAUAGAAUGGUGGCGAAAAUUAUGCUGGGAACGGUAUAAAGUGAAAAGAAAACUGCUGUAUAAUUUGUGGUGUGAUAUGAAAUGUUAUGUACACUUACGUUGUUGUGGAAAGCAGCAUAGUGCGUCACGAUGCUAUUAAGGACGUGCUACGUAGUCCUUCUGACUUUGGCGCCAUCUUUUGAUAAUUACUUACUGUUGAGGAGAGCAAUACAGUACGUCACGGUAUUGGGGAAGAAAUGCAGGCAGAAAAUAUCUUAGGAAAAGCUUGAAUUUCCUGCAAAUAGCAGUGCUGAUGUAUGUGUCCAUGAGAUUGAAUAUAAUUUUAUGUCACAAAUAAGAGCUACCAUCCUUUAGAACCUGUUUUAAAGAAUCGUCCAUAUUGCUGAGUUUAUUGUUGAAAUUAGCAUCCACUUUCCUGAAUCUGGUUAAAUUAACACGUUACAACCUGUCUAGACAUUAGUCGUGAAAUCGACCACCAAUAUCUUUUCAAAUAUUUUCGAAUGAUUAAUGAAUUACUGAUCAGUUUUGUGAAAGAGUUCAUGGCAGCACGCAUUCAGAAUUUUAGGAGACUUUAAAUAUCUGAACAAAAAACUUUGAUAAAUUGUUCCCCAUCUUUGAGGCUUCAUGGUGGACCCUCAGUGAUAGAAAAUGAGCCACCUGGACCUCCAUAUAUAAGACUGGGUUUCCUUUGUCUCCUUGAAACUAUUGGAAAGAUAUAUGAUAGUUAUUUAUGAAAGGUGUGUUUAUUUCUUAAUUACUACAGGUUGUUAUGAAUAGGUAUUAAGACUUACAUAAAAUAUUUAGAGAAGUACAGUAGAUAGAAAUUACUUCCAGCAUAACAAUAUUAUGCUAGGUAAUCAUCAACUACAUCACCGGGAAUACAGGAUAUAAUGCAAGAAGCCUACUCAUUACAAUGACAAUAUUUUAUUUAUGCUAUCAAACUGCCAUCCACAUUGUUAGCGUGCGAGGGACCAAAUAAUUCUAGUACAAUGGUAAUUUACUGAUAAUAUAUGUAAUUUUUUUUAAGUAAUCUUGCAGAAGAGUUGUACAUAUUCUACUCUUCAUACAUGUUGGAAAAACAACGUUGAACUUACAUCAAUACAUAAGUUACAAUUUACUGUGACAUAAUAUGUGUUUAUGUGAUAGGAUGACACACACAUGCUCCAGUGAGUCGUGCUAUGAUAUCAAGCUAAUUAACUAACUCAGGAAUUGGAACAUUUUGCACCACUGAGAGUGUGGUGAUGGGGAAUUGUUUGUCUGUGGGAGCAAGCUCUGUGUUCCCCCCAUGGUCAUCACUGUGUUCAUCUACUCACUGCCCACGGUCAUUACUAUUCAUCUACCCACUGCCCAUGGUCACUACUGUGUUCAUCUACCCACUGCCUACGGUCAUUACUGUGUUCAUCUACCCACUGCCCCACUGUCAUUACUAUGUUCAUCUACCCACUGCCCCACGGUCAUCAAUGUGUUCAUCUACCCACUGCCCCACGGUCAUUACUGUGUUCAUCUACCCACUGCCCCACGAUCAUUACUGUGUUCAUCUACCCACUGCCCCACUGUCAUUACUGUGUUCAUCUACCCACUGCCCCAUGGUCAUCAAUGUGUUCAUCUACCCACUGCUCCAUGGUCAUCAAUGUGUUCAUCUACCCACUGCCCCACGGUCAUUACUGUGUUCAUCUACCCACUGCCCCACUGUCAUUACUGUGUUCAUCUACCCACUGCCCCAUGGUCAUCACUGUGUUCAUCUACCCACUGCCCCACGGUCAUCACUGUGUUCAUCUACCCACUGCCCCACUGUCAUUACUGUGUUCAUCUACCCACUGCCCCAUGGUCAUCAAUGUGUUCAUCUACCUACUGCUCCAUGGUCAUCAAUGUGUUCAUCUACCCACUGCCCCACGGUCAUCAAUGUGUUCAUCUACCCACUGCCCACGGUCAUCACUGUGUUCAUCUACUCACUGCCCCACGGUCAUUACUGUGUUCAUCUACCCACUGCCCCACGGUCAUCACUGUGUUCAUCUACCCACUGCCCCACGGUCAUCACUGUGUUCAUCUACCCACUGCCCCACGGUCAUUACUGUGUUCAUCUACCCACUGCCCCACGGUCAUUACUGUGUUCAUCUACCCACUGCCCCACGGUCAUUACUGUAUUCAUCUACCCACUGCCCCAUGGUAGUUACAUAUUAUCCUACACUGUUACAUUUCAAAUCACGAUGUCCAAAAUAUUCCAUGUUUUCUAUAGUUAAGUCUUUCUUUCGUUCUAUUAUAAUUUUAUUAGAGGACUUCUCUUAGAAAAAGUAGUUUAAAAUGAAUUCUAUAUACGAUGAAAAUACAUGAAUAAUGUAGCUUCAAUGAUGAUACAUUUUGUGGCCAUUACUUCCAGAAACUUUUCUGUAUCAUACCAGAAGUAAUGACACGAACCAAUCGCUAAUAAGUGAACUUAGAUUUUUAAUAUAUUGAAUAUUUUAUUAUGUAGAUAGUCAGGUGAGAUUUUUGGCUCACUUUGGUCACAUUAGAGUGUAGAGCAGUGUUGCUAUUGUUAAUGGUUAUACAGCCUAGUACAGGAGCGGGAGACAGCUAGCUUGGCUUCACUUUCCGGAGUUCAAACACAUUAUCACUGCCAUCUUAGUCUAGAGAUUACACUUUUGUUAUCGCUGUUGAGAUUAUAUGGUUUUUAUAUAAUUAAGGCGUGUAGGAUCGUCUGCUAUAUCAUUUAUUUUUGUACUUUCAAGACAGAGCUGUGUCUCGACAGUACUGAGCGUUUAGUAAUAAUUACAGAAAGUCGUUACAAAAACAUGAAAGUUAUGCAAGGCAACAUGAUAACCAAUGGCUUCCAUGUUAUGCUCAGCUAUAGAGCUCUACAGUUGGACAAUGAGAGCCUUCGAAGCUCUGUGUUUAACUCUGUGUACCUGAAAAUUCACCAGUAACGAGACCUAAUCUUUCAAAGGCCAUAUAAUGUUUAUACACAGCUAGAGACCGCCAACAACUAAAUAAUCGACAGAUACAAACGACAAUAGAAGUAUAGACAAUGCGGAAGCACUAUAUAUAUUAAAUUAUAAUUAUUAAUAUAUCUUAUCCAUCAACAGCCAGCUUACAAUUAAAUAUGUACUAUUAUCCUCAAGGCUGAACUAUACCACCAGCAGACAAGCAGACAGACAUUCUACUUUAUAGGAAUAGAUUUUUGUUAAUGUGGGUGUGUAUAUAUAUUCACUUAUUUAUAUGAUUAAUCCUUCUAGUGAACCGGUAAAUGUGAGGUGGUCAAGUCUGCCGUUAUUAUCAGUUCAUACUGAAACAACAGAUGGGUGAGUGAGUCAGUGACCCAUCAGUGAUGAAGACACCACACACACCCAACCCAUGAAUGUAUUCAUCACCCAGCCACACACAUGACAGCCUCCAUACAGGUACAGAUGCAGUUAGUCACUGUACACAGGUGUCAUGUUGAAUUAAGGUCAACAUUCUGUACUUCAAAUGCGUCUACAAAUGACUUAAAAAAUGAUGAAAUGCCUGGAUACAAUUUUGUAUAAUCAUGUCCCCCAUGUGAUCAAUAUUGUUGUUGUUAUUGAUACAUUUUUUAACAUUUGUGUAUAUGCCAUUUUCUUAAAGUGUUAAUGUUA